GCAGCAGCAGCCUUGCCCGCGCCACGCUGCCACUGCCAAGCCAAACGCCACCGCCGUGCCCCUCCGCUCAAACUCCACACAAAAAUCUCCAGCCCACUCCCCUUCGGCGCCGAGGCUCGCACCGGCCGCGCCGCUCCCCCAUGGCGUCCACCGUCUCGCUCCUCCUCUCCUCCCCUCGCCCGCUCCACCGCGCAGCCCCGUCCCUCCUCAAGUCCCCCGCGCCACGCUUUCCCCUCCUCGGCGCGACCCCCACCGCCGGCGUGGGCGUGACCGCGCUGCGCCCGCGCCCGCGCUCGCUCCGUCUCCUCGCCCCGCCACCGCGCGCCAACAACGACAACAGCGACGCGGUGGGGGCGCCCGACCGCCUGGUGGCGGCGGUCGCCUACCUCUACCCGUUCCUCGACGGCGCGCACCACGGCCGCUUCCUCGUGGCCCAGUUCCCCUUCUUCAACGCCCUGCUCGGCCCGCUCGCCCCCGCCGCGCGCCUCUUCCACUCCUCGCCGCUCACGCCCUUCCUCCUCUUCCUCACCCUCUACUUCGCCGUCGUGCGCAACCAGCAGGCCUUCUCCCGCUUCGUCCGCUUCAACGCCAUGCAGGCCGUUGCGCUCGACGUGCUGCUCAUCGUCCCCGACCUCCUCGCACAGUCCUUCGCGCCCUCAGGCGCCGGGAUCGGGCUGGACAUCUUCCAGAGCUUGGAGAACACCGUCUUCCUCUUCCUGCUCGUCUGCCUCGUCUACGGCGGGGGCGCGUGCAUGCUCGGGAUGACGCCACGGCUGCCCAUAGUUGCAGAUGCAGCCGAGCGCCAGGUGAUGUAACCCAGCUCCAAUCUUACCCAUGAAAAAGGGAAACAUAGUCUGAUGAUAUAUGCAAACAUACCCACGGUUCGUUGAUGUUUCAAAUCAUCAUUCACAAGUUUAGUAUAGUACAGCAGAUGUUUACGGUUUUAUUACUUAUCAAUUUAAUGGAUGGAAUCAUGGAAGGUUGAUACAAUGGCAUUACAAUCCAAUCCAGUGUAUGUUCAAAUGAGUUUGAAUUGUUAUUUUAACUUCCAAUACAAGCUGCAUGUUACGA
Molecule: messenger RNA, 1071 nt
Organism: Brachypodium distachyon (stiff brome)
Lineage: Eukaryota; Viridiplantae; Streptophyta; Magnoliopsida; Poales; Poaceae
Product: protein TIC 20-v, chloroplastic
Exons: 1
Coding region: 141-815 (224 amino acids)
Source: RefSeq, a predicted model, not a curated record